Molecule: messenger RNA, 240 nt
Organism: Brugia pahangi
Lineage: Eukaryota; Metazoa; Nematoda; Chromadorea; Rhabditida; Onchocercidae
Source: the annotation of a GenBank genome assembly
AUGCCAACAAAACAAAGUAUCCCACAGUGGACCUCACGUAUUAUUUCAUUUGACAAAAUUGUAUGUUUAUUGACCAUGUGGAUUGAUUGCAUGAAACGAGUGUGGAAUGAGUUCGCCAUUUUAUUGUUCGUUUAUUGCGCGUUAUUUUCUACUGUUCUGUCAAUAUUUACUAUUCAAUUCGUAUACGCCACUCUGACGUCAUUGUAUUUGGCUCUGGAUUGCGUUACGUUGGAGCGGUGA